Molecule: messenger RNA, 733 nt
Organism: Ananas comosus (pineapple)
Lineage: Eukaryota; Viridiplantae; Streptophyta; Magnoliopsida; Poales; Bromeliaceae
Product: 60S acidic ribosomal protein P2A-like
Exons: 3
Coding region: 84-434 (116 amino acids)
Biological process (GO): cytoplasmic translational elongation
Cellular component (GO): ribosome; cytosolic large ribosomal subunit
Molecular function (GO): structural constituent of ribosome
Source: RefSeq, a predicted model, not a curated record
CGUUAGGGUUUUGCGUCGCUUUCGUUUACCUCUCUCUUCUUGUCUCUGUUCUCUACGCCGCCGAGGUUCUCGCGAUCGCGAAGAUGAAGGUGGUGGCGUCGUACCUCCUCGCCGUUCUCGCGGGCAACUCCGCCCCCUCCGCGGAGGAUCUCCGAUCCAUCCUCGAAUCAGUGGGUGCGGAGGUGGAGGAGGAGAGGAUCGAGCUGCUUCUGAGCGAGGUGAAGGGGAAGGACAUCACCGAGCUCAUCGCCUCCGGGAGGGAGAAGUUCGCCUCCGUCCCGUCGGGAGGGGGCGUCGCCGCCGUCGCCGUCGCCGCCGGAGGGGGAGGCGGCGCCACCGCUGCCGCGCCAGCCGCGGCGGAGCCCAAGAAGGAGGAGAAGGUCGAGGAGAAGGAGGAGUCGGAUGAGGAUAUGGGAUUCAGCUUGUUCGAUUGAGCAUUGAGCGCGUCUUUUUGGGAUUCAGAUCGUUCUACAGAGUGUUUAGGUUAAAUCCUUUCGUUGAGCACAUCGAUGUAGUCUUUUUUGUCGUAUUUCGUUUGGGUUUUUAAUCUUUUCAAAUUCUAAGUGAUGGAAAAUUUUGAUUAUGUUGCAAAAUGUUGCUUAUUCUAGAAAUUUUGAAGUACUUCAAAUCAUUUUCUCUGCUGUUGGCGUUUGGUAUUAAGUUGAAGUAUUUCAUCACAAUAUUCUGGCAAUUUAGCUGAUUAUAGUAAUAACUGGGGAGUGUUUUGAUUCGC